Molecule: messenger RNA, 811 nt
Organism: Paraphaeosphaeria sporulosa
Lineage: Eukaryota; Fungi; Ascomycota; Dothideomycetes; Pleosporales; Didymosphaeriaceae
Exons: 3
Coding region: 1-729 (242 amino acids)
Source: RefSeq, a predicted model, not a curated record
AUGAAGUACAUUUCGGCAUUCCCGCUGGUGGCCACCCUCGCUGCCGCUCAGAUGCAGGUCAUGAGCCUUGCGCCAGCACCGUCCGGUCCCACAACACAUAGCGUUACUGUUGGUGGAAUGAAGGCCGUCUCGACCGGAAUGGCCCCAGUACUAGGAUUUUCUCCCGAGUCUAUCACCGCCGCCGUCGGCGACACCGUAGAGUUCGUGUUCAUGCAGAAGAACCACACCGCGACCCAAUCGACAUUCGCCGAGCCCUGCAAGGCAAUGGAGGGAGGAAAGGACUCGGGCUUCAUGCCUAACCCUGAAGGAAAGGCGGGUGUCACUUGGAACAUCACCGUCGACAGCACGGAUGCGCAGUGGUUCUACUGCAAGCAAGCCACCCACUGCGGCGUCGGCAUGGUCUUCGCCAUCAACGCUGCCACCACUGGCGACAAGACCAUGUCCGUCUUCAAAAACAACGCCAUCAACAAGAACAGCACCAAAUCCGCCAACCUCGGCCUCGCUCCCAUCCAGUCUGUCAACCCCGCUGCUGCCGCCGCACCCUCCACCGUGACCGUCGCCGCCGCUUCUGGUACCGGCGCCGCCGGCUCCACCGCCACUGUCGUUGCAGGCCAGGGCACCGACACCGCCGGCAACGCCUGCGGCUGCCAAUGUCUCUGCGGCGUCAACUCCUUCCCGCAGGCGGCUGCCGUUAACAACUUCGGUGGCUUCGCGGGUAUGCUGCCGUAGACGCAUUGCAUGACUAGGAACGGCUGGGGACGGUAAUGUGGGAGAUCCGGGGAUGUAUGAUGAGAGGUUGCAUGACGGGUUC